Molecule: messenger RNA, 594 nt
Organism: Schistosoma mattheei
Lineage: Eukaryota; Metazoa; Platyhelminthes; Trematoda; Strigeidida; Schistosomatidae
Source: the annotation of a GenBank genome assembly
AUGUUUGUUAGUUUGGCAGCUGGAGCAUUGUUUUAUGCAUCUGGUAAAGUCGUGCAUGGUUUUGGAAGAGGAUCAAAACAGCUGGGAAUUCCAACUGCAAAUCUUGAAGAAUCUAUUGUUACUGAAAUACCAGACUCAACUAAAAAUGGUAUUUACUUCGGAUGGGCUAAAUUGAGCAACACUCCAGUGUAUAAAAUGGUGAUGAGUAUUGGAUGGAAUCCUUAUUUUAAAAAUAUCAAGCGUUCUGUGGAAGUCCAUAUACUCCAUAGAUUUGAGGAGAAUUUCUAUGGUGACACAAUUGAAGUAAUUGCCGUUAAGUACUUCAGACCUGAAUAUGACUUUCCAAGCAUUGCGGAUUUAAUUAAACAAAUACAUACAGAUAUAUGUGAAGCUAAUUUAUUCCUUGAUAAAUCAGAAGCUUUGGUCUGGAAUACCAUACACUAUACUACUACUACUACUACUACUACUACUACUACUACUACUACUACUACUACUACUACUACUACUACUACUACUACUACUACUACUACUACUACUACUACUACUACUACCUUGUUUUCAGUAGUCUCUGAAUUACUGAUUAGUAUUAUUUAA